Molecule: messenger RNA, 963 nt
Organism: Parascedosporium putredinis
Lineage: Eukaryota; Fungi; Ascomycota; Sordariomycetes; Microascales; Microascaceae
Source: the annotation of a GenBank genome assembly
AUGGCCUCGGGUUUCGUGAUAGCGCUGUUGAGCGCCAUCCAGGCGGCCGCCUCGGUGUUGGUGACCAUCGGCAUCGGCGUUGCGUCGGCUCAGUUCGAUCUGCUGACGCCCGAAUCGGCCAAGGACAUCUCCCAUAUCUGCGUCAAUAUCUUCCUACCCUUCGCAACCGUUACGUGCAACAACACAACAUCGCUGCCUCUCUUCCUCAUCCAAUCUCUCGACAGCACCGGCGUGCUCGACUCAAUCUCCAGCGGAAACAAAAACAUCGCGGACAAGCUAAGGUCCUACUUCCUCGUGUUCGCCGUCGCCAACAACAUCUUCACGUUUGGCGCCGGCGAGCCUGCCAUGAAGGGCUUCUCCAACGAGACGUUCUUCUCCACCCUGCGCAAGCUGCGGGAAAAGAUUGUCGGCAAGACCCCAAACGACGAAGAAGCGCAGGGGAGUGACGGCGACGACGAAGACGAUGACGACGAGCAAGACGGGCAACGGCCCCAAGGCUCGGGACAGGACGGAGAAACCACGCCCCUUCUCCCGCAGAAUUUCAUCCGCUGGGAGCAAAGGACCAAAUCCCCCGGCGCCAUUAUCGGCCUCGUCCCCGCGCUCCACAAGCUCUUUUUCGACCCUAUGCAGGAAGGAGGAUACUUCAAGGGCUGGCUCACGAGCUCUCUCAAGAACGUGGGAGAAUUGUUCGUCUUGAUGCCACUCCUGAGCAUACCCAUAAUCUGGGUUCUGGCCAAGAAGACCGACGUCCUGCCUAGCGAUCCGGCAGUAUGGUUCGCUAUGAUGCUUAUGCCUGUCGGCCCGCCUGCAAUGAAGCUCAUCGCGCUAGCCGACGUGAACGGUAUUAACGGAAGGACGAGAAUGUCAAUCGCUAAGCUUCUUACGUUUGCAUAUGCCGUCACGCCGCUGGUCGCUUUGACGGUUGUAGCCGCUCUUCGCGCCACGGAGUCCAUUAAAGGGUGA